UGGUAUUUUUAUUCACCGGACAAACUUUGGAAAAAAAUUAUCGGAAACAUAAAUAGACCUAUAUGAGGCAAACAAAGAUGUGGUUAAACUUUUUUCCAAAGUUUGUCCGGUGAAUAACAAUACCACCAUUCGAUGCAGAAUUAAAUUCUGAAUCGAAUAGACUAGGUUUUAUGAGCCGGACAAACUCUGGAAAAAAGUUUUUAGCUUACACACAGUUUCUUCGUGCUAGCUCCUUCGUGCUAGCUUCACACUGAUGCGACAUACCAACAAGAAAAAAAGAAAUCUUACAUCAUUGCAGAAGCGAUUAAUGAAGCCUCAGAAAAUUUAAGAAAACUUAAGAAAAAAUUGAAAAUCGUUGAACAAUCAUCAGAAAGACAAUUAACAGUCGACAAAGGAAAAAUUUCUUCGGGAACAGAAGGAUCGAAAAUGGACUACGCCACUUGGAGGCCAGUAGAAGCUCAUAACAUGCCGAUAACGCACCGCGGUGAAAAAGUUGAAGAGCAAACAGAAAAUGGCAGACUACGGACAAGUGAAACUCAAUAUCGCCUAGAAGUUGACCGUCUGAAAGCAGAUCUUCAAUGUGAUCAAGUGAAAAUUCAACAACUAGAACGCGAAA
Messenger RNA from Adineta ricciae, 616 nucleotides. The record is from the annotation of a GenBank genome assembly. Lineage: Eukaryota; Metazoa; Rotifera; Eurotatoria; Adinetida; Adinetidae.